This is a messenger RNA of Asparagus officinalis (garden asparagus), 1051 nucleotides long. RefSeq names its product AUGMIN subunit 4-like. The record is from RefSeq and is a predicted model, not a curated record. Gene Ontology annotation, biological process: spindle assembly. Gene Ontology annotation, cellular component: HAUS complex. The transcript has 8 exons. Gene Ontology annotation, molecular function: microtubule minus-end binding. The coding region runs from base 80 to 1051 and encodes 323 amino acids. Lineage: Eukaryota; Viridiplantae; Streptophyta; Magnoliopsida; Asparagales; Asparagaceae.
UGUUAGAUUGUAAAAUAACACCAUUCCACAAAAGCCAAUAAUACAUGUACUUGUACUUUUUAGCUAGUAACAAAGUUCUAUGUUGUUUUUAUGUCUUAAAAUUAGGCGUUUGAAAUGUUUCCGAUUCCAGGUAUAUGAUUCCCUGGAACAUCGAUUAGUUGUUGCUGAGGCAGCUCAAAGGUUGAGGCUUCAUCUUUCUAAAGAUGGGGAAAUUCAUGAGGAGGAGAUUAAGAAGUGCAGUUUGAUGUCAAGAAGUUCUCUUGACAGCACAACAACUAGCAUUACUCCCUGCUUUAGCUCAAACUCAACAAGUUACAACAAUAGCUAUGCAAGUAAUAGUAGUAUUAUGCUAAAUGCCUCUGUUUUGUCAAAUAAUUCUGAAAUGGUUGAUCCUGGAGUCGGUGGAGUUCCAAAUUGUUUUCUUGGGGUGACGCUAGGUUUUUUGAGGCAAGUCCAGCAAGAGCGGUCUGCAGUGACUGUGGACAUGAUGGAGUACCAAAGGUCUCUUGUGCAGGAGAUCGAAUCCCGUUUAGAAGCAAAAUGUGAAACAUUAGCUCAUAUCUUCGCCAUAGAUGAAAACGAUUCUGUGUGUUGUGUUGCCAUUUCAAGUGCUCGGCUUCCAGAAAGGGUAAAGUUUAUUAUUGAGGAAGUUGAAAGGGAAGAGGCUGUUCUAUUGGAAGAUCUCUAUUCCAUGGACAGGAAAUUUGUAGAACACUACAAUGUUUUGGAGCAAAUACUUGGAGUUCUCAUUAAGUUUGUAAAGGAUCUGAAGUUACAACAUCAGCAUCAAUAUAAUGAACUAAAGAAAACUUGGCUUUGCAAGAGCUACCAGACAAAGAAUGCCAAACUGAGGUAUAUUACUGUUAAGAAUGAUUGUCAUCAAAUCCAUCUUAAUGAUUUUAAUAAGUUGUUCUAUCAUUCUGGAUUUCUGAGUAAAAAUCCUCACAUUUCCUUCCAACCAAAUGUUGUAUAUAGAGGAGGAAAGGGCCAUUCUUUUCACUCCUUGCUUGAAUUCCUUAUCCCGCAAACUGGAACUGUACCAGUUUAUUAA